GAGGCCCGCAGCACCAGUAGAUCCAAACCCCAUCUCUUUGCAGAUUAUCGACUCCAUAGAAGCCGACAAGCGCGGCCGUCAUCUCCUCGCCGAAACCCUAGUUUCGGCCGGCCGCCGUGCUGCUCUCUACGACGAACUCCAACUUCAUGGCUCUCGGAACGAGCGAUCUCCUUUGCACGAUCUUCGAGCUGUUAUCACCGGCGGAUCUAGCGCGGGCCGCGUGCGUCUGCAAGCUGUGGAAGGAGUUAGCUUCGGAUCGGGAGCUUGUCGAGCGAGCUUUCAGCAAACCAUGGAAGGUACGGCGAGUGCUAGGAUCGCCGUCUACUGCUGGAUUCUGGCGACACACAGGCAUCGAUCGCUUUGCCGUAUCACACCGCCUUGUCAGGGGAGACACCGUAGCUGGCCUUGCCGUUAAGCAUUCCGUCCAGGUGAAUGAGAUAAAACGGCUGAACAACAUGAUGAGCGAGCAUGGAAUAUAUUCAAGAGAGAGGCUUCUGAUACCCAUCAGCGAUCCACAACUUCUCCAUGAAAGCACCUGCUUCAUCGAAUUUGAUGAUCAUGCAAACAGAGAAGUUGCAGUUCUCUAUCUGGAAGAAAACCCUGAUGGAAAAUCUGCUCUCCCCGGCGCUGGAUUCACUGAUCGUAGAAGGGGAAUGAAGAAACUUGUUGAUUCAGUGAAGCGAAGCCUGCGUGUUGACGAUGCUACGGCGGCUUAUUAUUUGGCUGUUUCUAAUGGUGAUCCAAGGAGUGCCAUGCUCGAGUUCUCGGAGGAUCUCAGGUGGGAGCAGCAGAGAUGAAGAAACUGGUAAUAUACAUAUGUGUGAGCUUUUUUACAUACAUACCAUUCAGUUCUAUGUAUCUACUUAUCUAAUAUCUAAAUUUUAAUUUAUAUACAUACCACCUUCCCUUUCAGGGAUAAUUACAUGCACAUCUCCCGAAACAUUGCUAUUUACAAAAUCUAGCACCCAUAUGCUAUUUUUGAUCUACUGAACCGAUGUAUGCACGCAUGCCACUAUCAAAUUGCGAGAAUUUGAUAAAAAAAAUGAAAAAUAUGGGUUGAGGUUUUACCUUGAAAUCUGAUAUUUGAGUUAGAAUUUGAGAAGUUGAUAAAGAGGAUUCUAGAUUUGUACAUAGCAAUGUUUAUGAUGCCAUGAUUGCAUGCAACUGUACUUUUUGAAGUUAAAAUGGUAUGUAUGUAAAUGACUCAUGUAUAUAAAAACAUUAAUAAUGCUUGCAUGGAUGUAAUUAUAGUCAAAUGCUUGUAUACUCCUAUCUUCUAACACCCAUCUCUCUCUCUC
Molecule: messenger RNA, 1298 nt
Organism: Phalaenopsis equestris
Lineage: Eukaryota; Viridiplantae; Streptophyta; Magnoliopsida; Asparagales; Orchidaceae
Product: F-box protein At1g55000
Exons: 2
Coding region: 147-797 (216 amino acids)
Molecular function (GO): protein binding
Source: RefSeq, a predicted model, not a curated record